ACCCCUCCCAGUUGUCAGACUACACCAAGGCAGCCUCUCCCUUGGGCCUCCCCUCUGGCCUAGAGGCUCUGCUUGUCUUCUCAUCCCCAGGAGGAGAGCAAGGUGAUGGGUCUGCCCCUGCUGCUGCCCCUGCUGCUGCCCCUGCUGCUGCCCCUGCUGCUGUUGCCACUAGCAUCUCUGCAGGAUGGUGGCUCAGCAAAAUGCAAAUCAGUCAUACCUUAUGAAGUCAACCAACCAAAGCACCUCUCAGCCCCUGUGGGUGGUUCCAUCCACAUCCCCUUCUCCUUCUGUUACCCCUGGGAGUUAGCUGAGGAUCCCAGGGUGAGAAUAUCCUGGAGAAGGAGAGAGUUCCAUGGGGAGUUCAUCUACAGCACAACCCCGCCUUUCACCCAUGAGGAUUACAAGGACCGCCUCUCCCUGCUCUGGACAAAGGGCCAGAGAAACGGCUCCCUCCAGAUCUCUAACUUGCGGAAGGAGGACGAGUCUGAAUACUUCUGCCGAGUUCAUUUGAACACACGGACAGAACGAGGUGAGGAAAAGUGGCAGUCCAUUGAGGGGACCAAACUCACCAUCACCACAGCCACCAAGGAACCCACAGAGGGGCCCACCAGCACCAUUACCACCACCACAGUUGGCGUCAAUGUAUCCAGGGAAGAGAGGAGCUCAGGGUCUUGGCCUCUGACUCCAGGAGCUACAGUUGGGGUGGCAGUGGGUAGUGCUGUGCUCAUAAUUGCAACUUUGGGACUGAUGGUCUGCCUCAAGUGGAAGAGAAAGAAAGGUCUGCAGACUAAAGCAAGAGCCCCAGACAGGGGAUCCUUCCAUAACACUGAGGAGAAGUAUGAGAACAUUGGGAAUACAGGACAACAUGAAGACCCCAAGCUGGACCCAAAGGUGGAUGGCAUCCUCUAUGCCUCCCUCGUCCUCACCAGCUCGACCUCACCUCCAGCACCUCCCCGCCACCUUCUCCACAACAACCCCCAGGAAGAGACCCUAUACUCUAUGCUAAAGGCCUAACAAGUGGAACUGAAUGAUGACCUCUUUACAGUAAGCCACUCGGAGGGAUCGCCACUUCCCAUAUUAGUCCCAGCCAGUCCCAGAUGACUCAGAAGUCAACAGGGAUCAAAGGCCACCGAGGACCUGAGACAAAUAGCCAUCUGUUCCAGUUCCCUCUUCAACUGCUUGCCCACAAAAAUAAAAGAGCCUAUAGGAUUUAUUUAAAUGCAUCUAAGGAGAAAAAUGAUGUCACCUUCAAGUUCUGUCCUUACCAAAAAUGAACUAUAAUAAACAGCACACACCCAAGA
Messenger RNA from Artibeus jamaicensis (Jamaican fruit-eating bat), 1301 nucleotides. It is a transcript of the gene PILRA, whose product is annotated as paired immunoglobin like type 2 receptor alpha. The transcript is spliced from 7 exons. Bases 106 to 1014 code for a protein of 302 amino acids. The record is from RefSeq and is a predicted model, not a curated record. Lineage: Eukaryota; Metazoa; Chordata; Mammalia; Chiroptera; Phyllostomidae. Gene Ontology annotation, molecular function: MHC class I protein binding.